AUGACUGCCUUGAUCUUCAUGCUCACUGGGUUUUGCCUUUUCCUCAGCUUGGUAUCAGUUAUCCUGUUUGUCUUCUUCUCCAUUGUCCAAGUGCGAGAGUCGGCUCGAUAUGUGCUUUUUGCCCACAUGCUCAUUAAUGAUACCCUCUAUCUGUCACUGGGCCUGUACCUCAUGGUAACUUCCUUGUACUUUGCAUUUAUACCCGUCCCAGUGUGUUAUGUUAUAGUCACCCUGGUGUCAUGUACAUUUAAGAUUACUCCAUACAAUCUGGCUGUGAUGUCUCUGGAACGAUACGUAGCCAUUUGCCACCCACUCAGAUAUGUUGAGAUUUGCUCUGGGCACAGAUCCGGUGUGACUAUUGCAGGGCUCUGGGCCUUGGCAAUGGCCCCUAAUGUUGCCGAUUUCAUCUCCUUGAGCCUCUCGGCAGACAGAACAUUUUACUCUCUACAUGUGAUAUGUACAAAAGAGAUAUUAAUACUUAAUAUCACUCAGCAACAUAUCAGAUCGAACACCCUGAUAGUCAGCGUAUCACUGGUGGCCAUAAUCAUCCUAUAUACUUACGUUAAGGUCAUGCUGGUUGCUCAAAAGUUCGGCUCAGGAAACUCCUCUGCCAUCAAGGCUGGUAAAACGGUUCUGCUCCAUGCCUUCCAGCUCUUCCUCAGCAUGAUCGCCUUAUUAACCCCAUUUAUAGUCACCAGUAAUAAGGAAUAUAUAUCAAUAUUGCCUAUUAGCAACUUUCUCUUUUUCACAUGCCUGCCAAGGUUCAUUGGUCCUUUAAUCUAUGGCUUGAGGGAUGAGCUGCUGUUCCAAUGUCUAAGGAAGUUAUACUCUAGUGGUCCUUAA
This is a messenger RNA of Xenopus laevis (African clawed frog), 843 nucleotides long. RefSeq names its product odorant receptor 131-2. NCBI's taxonomy places the organism in Eukaryota, Metazoa, Chordata, Amphibia, Anura, Pipidae. The transcript has a single exon. The record is from RefSeq and is a predicted model, not a curated record. Bases 1 to 843 code for a protein of 280 amino acids.